Messenger RNA from Hydatigera taeniaeformis, 423 nucleotides. NCBI's taxonomy places the organism in Eukaryota, Metazoa, Platyhelminthes, Cestoda, Cyclophyllidea, Taeniidae. The record is from the annotation of a GenBank genome assembly.
AUGUCGCUGAUGUUGUGGAAGCGUCUUACCCACCUUCAUGAAAAGUUUGUCCUUCGGCACGCCUCUCUCAGUGGCAUUAAAGCCGCCGACGUAUGCACGCUUGCGGACCUUCGACACUGCACAGUGACACCUUCAAUGACCAGCUCUACCAUCGGCAACAAUUUUUGCGCCUUUAUCAUUAGUGAAUUUUACCCUUGGGGCUCAUUCUUCAAUUAUAUGCAGCUGAAUUCGGCAACCGAUUCCCUGCACAUCUCUUCAGAUCUCACUUUUGUUCUGCGCGCCCUCAUCGAUAUUGUGAACGGGAUAACUUUUCUACACAUCGGUAAGUUUAAAUUAUUUCGUAGUCUAGUUAAUGGUCUAGGAGUAUGGGCCUCUCUGAUUUAUGUGCAGCAAAUGAAAACUAAAAUUUUUUUCAAAUUAUAA